AUUAUUUGUCUCUUCACCACACCAUUAUCAUACCAUUUCUACCACUCAUACACUAAUAUAUAUAUUUAUAUAAGUUUAUAUAUAUAAUGAGCUCUCCCCAUCCCUUCCUGCUUCCUCUUUCCUAAAUGCUUUUUAACUUGUAUUUGUUUCCUUGAGAAACAAAAUUUAUAAGAGAGAGAGAGAGAGUUGAAAAAUGGAUGGGAGUUUUGGUUGGUGUAGUCACAAAUCAAAUUCCAACAAGAACAAAGAAGGCCAUGAAGAAGUGAGUUCUUCAUCUGAGGAACUAAGUUUCAAGAAUCUAUCAAAGCUUGUUGUUCCACCACUGGGUGUUUCAGGUUACAGUAGCUACAAUGUUACUAAUGGAAGAAUCAUCUCUCCAAUGGAUACAAGAUACCGGUGUUGGGAGACAUUGAUGGUAGUGAUGGUGGUGUACUCGGCGUGGGUAUGCCCUUUCGAGAUCGCAUUUCUCAACUCCAAACCAAGCCCGCCACUAUACAUAGCUGACAACAUCGUCGACAUCUUUUUUGCGCUCGAUAUUAUCCUCACCUUUUUUGUUGCCUACAUCGAUUCAACCACUCAAUUAUUGGUGCUUGAUUCUAAAAAGAUUGCUAAAAGGUACAUAUCAACGUGGUUUAUAAUGGAUGUGGCUUCAACCAUACCAUUCGAGACCAUUGCGUUCUUCAUUACCGGCAAGCAUCACGCCGACGUCUCCUACUCCGUCCUCGGCAUGCUCCGAUUUUGGCGUCUCCGCCGUGUCAAGUGUUUCUUUACCAGGAUCGAAAAAGACAUCAGGUUUAGCUAUUUUUGGGUCCGAUGUGCUAGACUCCUAUUUGUCACAUUGUUGCAAGCGCAUUUUGCGGCAUGCCUGGCAUACUUGUUGGCGGUGCAGUAUCCGGACGAAGGGAACACGUGGAUCGGAUCGGCCAUACCUAAUUUCAAAGAGACGAGCCUGUGGGUGAGAUACAUCUCAGCCUUGUAUUGGUCGACGACGACGAUGACGACGGUUGGGUACGGCGACAUACACGCGCAGAACACCUUAGAGAUGGCUUUCAUAAUCUGCUACAUGCUCUUCAACUUAGGCCUCACCGCUUACAUCAUUGGCAACAUGACCAACUUGGUCGUUGAGGGCACCCGCAGGACUAUGGAAUUCAGAAGUAGCAUCGAAGCAGCAUCGAGUUUCGUGUCUCGCAACCGUCUGCCUGCGAGGUUGAAAGACCAGAUUCUGGCUUACAUGUGCCUCAGAUUCAAAGCAGAGAGCUUGAACCAGCAGCAGCUCAUCCAGCAGCUGCCCAAGGCAAUAUGCAAAACCAUCCAACACCAUCUCUUCUUGCCCACCGUGCACGGGGUUUACCUGUUCAAGGGCGUCUCGAGGGAAAUCCUCAUGCUCCUCGUUGCAGAUAUGAAAGCAGAGUAUAUCCCUCCGCGAGAGGACGUCAUAAUACAGAACGAGGCAGCGGACGACGUGUACAUAAUCGUCUCCGGGGAGGUGGAGAUGAUCGAUUGCGAAAUGGAGAAAGAGAAAGUUGUUUGGGAGUUCGGCUCCGGUGGGAUGUUCGGAGAGGUCGGGGCGUUUUGCUCGACGCCGCAGAGCUUCACGUAUCGGACGAAGAAGCUUUCGCAGCUGCUGAGGCUCAAAACCUCAGCCCUAAUGGAAGCGAUGAAGACGAGACAAGAAGAUCAUGUGAUCAUGCUUAAGAACUUCCUGCAGCAUCACAAGAAGCUGAAGGAUUUACGGCUGGGGGAGUUAUUUGUUGAAGGUGGGGAUGAGAGUGAUGUGAACAUGUCGAUAAACUUGCUUAGUGUGGCGGCAACUGGAAACGCUGCGUUUCUUAACGAGCUUCUCAAGGCCGGCCUUGACCCUGAUGUUGGAGAUUCUAAAGGGAGGACUCCUUUGCAUAUAGCAGCAUCCAAAGGCCACGAAGACUGCGUCGUCGUUCUCCUUAAGCAUGCUUGUAGCUUACACCUUAGAGAUUUUGAUGGCAACACAGCGCUAUGGGAAGCCAUUGCAGCAAAGCAGCAUUCGGUAUUCAAGAUCAUGUACCACUGGGCUUCCAUCUCCGACCCCUACGUCGCCGGCGAUCUCCUCUGCGACACCGCCCGCCGCAACGACGCGGAAGUCAUGAAGGAGCUCCUGAAACACGGCUUGUUCGUCGACUCCAAGGAUCGCCACGGCCUAACCGCCAUCCACGUCGCCACGGCGGAGAACCAUCUAGAAAUGGUGCAGCUUCUGCUCGUCAACGGCUCCCACGUCGACGAAGCCGUCGAGAACAUGAUUCCGUCGGCAAAUUUGAGCGAGAUGCUGCGGAAGCGCGAGAUCGGGCACUGCAUAGCUGUGCCCGACACGACGACCCCCCGCGUUAAUCACGACGAGAAACGCAGAGAGGAAAGCUCGCUUCCGCUGAGGGUUAGCAUCUACCGAGGCCAUCCGGAAAAUCGGAGAGUGAAUAAUUGCACCGAUGCUGGGAAAUUGAUGAGAAUGCCAAACUCACUUGAUGAGCUCAGGAGCAUUGCAGGUCAAAAGUUUGGAUUUGAUGCUACAAAUGCAUUGGUGACUAAUGAAGAAGGUGCUGAAAUUGAUUCAAUGGAAGUUAUAAGAGAUAACGAUAAAUUGUAUAUAGUUUAGAAAUAAUGUUUAUGCAGUUAAAUAACAAUAAUAUACAUAUGUACAUUUACCAAAUGAGAAAAGAUCAAAUAAGAAUCACAAAUUCUCCGGUCAAA
Messenger RNA from Salvia miltiorrhiza (redroot sage), 2718 nucleotides. RefSeq names its product potassium channel AKT2/3. Bases 194 to 2623 code for a protein of 809 amino acids. Gene Ontology annotation, molecular function: protein binding; voltage-gated potassium channel activity. Gene Ontology annotation, biological process: potassium ion transport; transmembrane transport. Gene Ontology annotation, cellular component: membrane. Lineage: Eukaryota; Viridiplantae; Streptophyta; Magnoliopsida; Lamiales; Lamiaceae. The transcript has 11 exons. The record is from RefSeq and is a predicted model, not a curated record.